Molecule: messenger RNA, 2491 nt
Organism: Thecamonas trahens ATCC 50062
Lineage: Eukaryota; Apusomonadida; Apusomonadidae
Exons: 1
Coding region: 1-1674 (557 amino acids)
Source: RefSeq, a predicted model, not a curated record
AUGACGAUGUUUUCGCGCAGGGAGCUGUGCUCGGAGCUUGUGCGUGCGGUGCACUUGCGGGCGGAGCGGGCGGAGCGUCUGCGGCUGGCAGUUGAGUCGGCCGACGGCAAGGGUCCCCAGGCUGCGAUGGCGCUGUACUCGGCACUGCAAGAGGGCGCCAAGGCCAUGGCCGGAUGGGACCGUAUGGUUGCCAUGUUGAUGCACCUGCUCAAGGUCUGCGAGGGCUGCUGGCGGCUGGGCUGCCCAAACAGCCUCGAGCAGGACGCGGGCGCGGCGCCGGCCAAAGUCGAACGGGCACGGACAGGCCUCGCUCAUGGCGGUGAGCUCGGCCUGCCCAACUACCUACGGUGCUCGCGGUGCAAGGCUGCCAAGUACUGCUCGGUCGAAUGCCAGCGCGCUGACUGGAAGACGCACCGCGCGUUCUGCAAGCGCGGCGCCCGGGCGCAGCCGCCGGCCAACCCAAACAAGUGGCCGGCCGACUGGGACGCGGUCAUGGCCGAGGCGCUGAAGGCCGACCUGCCGCCGCUCACCUGCCCUGACGACGUGCUGCGCAACGCAGGCGAGGAGCCUGGCGAUGCGCCGCCGUUCUGGCACGCCAUGGUGAGCGCCAUUUUCAACGAGAUCCGGGUCGGCUUCCCGUCGCAGGCCGACGACGCCCACAUCAACGCCAUCGCCGCUGCCGUUGCCGAGGGGCUCCUCGCCCGCCUCACUGGCUGCCGCGCCAUGAUGUCCGAGGAACCAGCGCUGCAGACAAUUGUGGGCGAGCGCGGAACGAGACGACUGGCGGAGCUGUACCACCGCGCCGACACGCGUGGACUCAACCUGUUCUGGGAGUCGCUCAUGGUCCGGAUCACCGGCCGAGCCUUUGCCAUGCUUGGCGAGCACGAGUCGGUUGUCCUUGCCGACUUUACCUACGAGUCAGGCAUGAUGACGCGGCUCCGGUUCGAGGUGGCGUACCGGUUCUUUGACAAGGUUGACAAGGUCGAGCUGUUCGAGCUGAUCCACGCUCGCGCCGCAAUCUGUCUCUUUAUCGAGAAUGAGUGCCACCGGCUGUUCAAGGUCUGGCGCGGCAUGCCGACAGCAAAGCACAAGUCGGCGCCGGCAGUCACUGAGAGCAAAGGCGACGAGGCCCAAGGAGGCUCGGUCGACAAAGGCCAGGCUGAGAGUGCAGCGGCGGCAAAGCCGGCGGGCGACGCGGCGGGCGAGGCCGGUAUGGGCCUUGUCACCACUCUUGUCUCGGAUGCCACCAUUCCAAGCGUGUUUGCCGGCAAGGCCAAGGACGAGCUGCCGGCAACCCCGCUGGCGGCGGCAAAUAUCCUCGGCGAAGCUGGCCACCGGUCGAUGGACUCAGACCACCUCGCGCAGGUCAUCACUCUCAUUGCUCGCGGCCCGCACGCACUGUCCGGCAUCAUGCGGCCGCGUGGCUCCAUCCCACCAUCGUGGGAUCCGUAUCUGGUGGUGCCCGAGGUGACGGCGCUCGUCGAGGCCAAGUAUCCCGAUGAGUCGGCACACGACAUCAAGACGCUUGUGGCCUCGGUCGUCGGCACCAUCACCUGCACAUUCAAGGUCUCGACCUUUGAGCCUGACCAGUUUGUCUUUCACGAGGACGGCCUGAAGGCCAACCUCGAGCGAGUCCGGGCCAAGCGGGCACGGGAGCUGGAGAAAGCCAGCUGACCACGGCUGGCCACGACCUAAUCAAGGAGUCAAUUGGCUGGUGGCGCAGCAGCGCGCGGCGACGACGGUGGCGACACUGCCGGCGAGACAGCCGGCGACACUGCCGGCGUCGCCGACCGGCUCAUGGCCACCCCGUCGAUGACGGGCAUGAUGCGCGAGAACGAAGGCGUACUUGGCACAGCCGCAAGAUGGGCCCGCGCAACUUGGAGGCGCAUCUCGUCGCCCGCAAGGCCGUACGCGGCCCAAAGGCGGAGCGAGUAGAGUGCGUCGACAACUGGAUCGUGGACGCCGGCCUGGAUGUCGACGCCGAGCAAGUGAAGAACCUCGUGGCGCAGGGAAAACGUGGUGAACUUGCGGCGGAACCAAGGCGGGGCCUCGACGCGGAAAAGCUUGCCGAUAUCAAUGGCCUCUUCAUAGUCUCGCCCGGGUACCAGCCCCAGCCAUGUUGUGUCCUUGUGGAUGUUCUGCCCGACCAGCCGCGCGUUACGCGGGAGCAAGGCCCGGACCGCCGCCACCGUCUCGUCAAACGGCAGCACCGUCCUCGUUGGGUCGGCAAAAUCGGCCUCGGUCAGCCCCGUCAGCGGGGUGAGGUACGAGAAGACCGGCCUCGAUGGCGACACCAGUGCGUCCAGUACCGUCUGCUCCGUCUCGUCCACCACCGCCACCCGCGCAACCAUCCGGUCCGCAUACCCGGGUCCGUCGGCCACGCACUCGACGUCGAUAGAGAAGGUGGCCACCGGAAAGUCGGCGUCGAGCUGGGUCAGCCACCGGAACGAGACGCCCAUGUGGAGAGAAAGUAUGAGAAGGGGGAAGAGGG